This is a messenger RNA of Lycium barbarum (goji berry), 878 nucleotides long. RefSeq lists its product as uncharacterized. Bases 55 to 582 code for a protein of 175 amino acids. The transcript has a single exon. The record is from RefSeq and is a predicted model, not a curated record. NCBI's taxonomy places the organism in Eukaryota, Viridiplantae, Streptophyta, Magnoliopsida, Solanales, Solanaceae.
AAUACACCCGCCCAAGACUGGUAUUGGAAGGAAAAAAAAAUACAACCGUAAGUAAUGGAAAUUGAAGCGGAUGAAUCAUUUAAGAAGGCUGGAGCUAUUCCAUUUAAAUGGGAAAUCCGACCCGGUGUACCCAAGCUCCAAUAUUCACAGCCAUCAACAUCACCACUGUCGCACGACAUUCCAGAAACCCCACGUAAGCUGAGACCUCCACCAGCAGCUAGUUUCAGUUUCCAACCACCAAAUCCGGAGCCCCGAACCCGAUCUUUCCGGUCAGCUCCACGGGCACGCUCCGAAAGGCACUAUCUGCUGACCCGACCCUCUAUGGGAGUUGUUGCAUCAGAUGGUUGCUUCCCCUCGAACACGAAGAAGAAGAAGAAGAAGAGGAGCAAGAAGACUGGACCCGAACCCGAAUCCGAACCUGAUUAUAUGUCGGAUCUUGAGACGGUUUCUAGAUGGUCUGUGUCGACCCGAAAGUCUGUUUCUCCAUUUCGUGACUCACUUUCGUCUUCGUUUUCGUCACAUGAGUCGUCGCCUAGACAACCUGUGAGUGAUGCUGAUUGGCUUGGCUUUGCUCUCUUUUAGAACAUCACACUAUUUUUGUUGCUCUUUUGGGUCUAUAUUUCCUUAGUAAAUGUAGUACUUAGUAGUUUACUGUAUAAGGAUAUGAGGGACUUUUAGUCCACAGUGAAAUGGAAUCGGUUAUGAUUCAAUUGACGUGGAGAAUAAGUAGGGAGCGCGAGAAGUAGCUGUUUAUGCCUUCAAAUACAAAAUGAGGGUAGCAUAAUCCAGUGAAUCAAUCACUUCCUUUUGUUUUCAUUUGAAUAUGUACGACGUACACACAGUUGGAGAAAAAAAAAUUCAUACUUGAGUUUGUUACA